This is a messenger RNA of Bolinopsis microptera, 6388 nucleotides long. Its product is annotated as kinesin-like protein unc-104. Gene Ontology annotation, molecular function: ATP binding; microtubule motor activity; microtubule binding. Gene Ontology annotation, biological process: microtubule-based movement. The coding region runs from base 74 to 4912 and encodes 1612 amino acids. The record is from RefSeq and is a predicted model, not a curated record. The transcript has 36 exons. NCBI's taxonomy places the organism in Eukaryota, Metazoa, Ctenophora, Tentaculata, Lobata, Bolinopsidae.
UAAGUAAAUAUUUUAGUAUUGAAGAGGAAUCUAUGGUCAAAUGAAGAAACUGCAAGACAAAAUCGAAUGAAAGAUGUCAUCCGUAAAAGUUGCUGUGAGAGUGAGACCGCUUAACUCGCGCGAGGUCAAGAAAAACUCAAAAUGCAUUAUUUAUAUGCAGGAUAAAACCACCUGUAUUACUGAUCCAAGCAACCCAAAGAAUAAGAAAACUUUUACAUUUGACCAUAGUUACUGGUCUACUGAUCCUAAAGAUGACCACUUUGCCACACAAAAAAUGGUCUAUAAUGACAUCGGCAAAGAGUUUCUUCACCACUCUUUCGAUGGAUACAAUACCUGUAUUUUUGCCUACGGACAAACUGGGUCUGGCAAAAGUUUCACCAUGAUGGGUGCACCUGACCAAACAGAUUUGAAAGGAGUUAUUCCACAGACGUGCGAGGAUAUGUUCCUGAAGAUAGAUGAAGAAACAGACGCAGAUACUACGUUCAGCGUGGAAGUGAGUUAUAUGGAGAUCUAUAAUGAGAAAGUGCAUGAUCUCCUCAGCCCUGCUAACAACAGCAAGAACUUGAGAGUUAGGGAGCACCCGGUAUUAGGACCGUACGUAGAAGACCUCGCUAAACUAGCUGUACAAAACUACUCUGACAUCUCAGACUUGAUGGACGAGGGUAACAAGAGCAGGACUGUAGCGUCCACUAACAUGAACGAGACCAGCAGUAGAUCUCAUGCUGUCUUCUCUAUUAUACUUACUCAGAGGAAGUAUAAUGCUCCUACUGGACUUACUGCUGAGAAGGUCUCCAAGAUAAGUCUGGUAGAUCUGGCUGGGUCGGAACGUGCUGAUGCUACCGGUGCUACCGGCGCGCGUUUAAAAGAAGGUGCUAACAUCAACAGAUCCCUUACUACUCUGGGGAAAGUUAUAUCAGCCCUAGCUGAACAGGCAAACUCUAAAUCCACGAUGAAGAAGCGCGGGAAAAAAGACAACUUUAUCCCCUUCCGAGACUCAGUUCUAACCUGGCUACUAAAAGAGAACCUGGGAGGUAACAGUAAAACAGCCAUGAUAGCAGCCCUGAGUCCAGCUAAUAUAAACUACGAUGAGACGCUGAGUACGCUUCGGUACGCCGAUAGAGCUAAACAGAUCAUGUGUAAAGCUGUUGUUAAUGAAGAUCCUAAUGCUAAGAUUAUCCGGGAAUUGCAAGAAGAGGUGAUGAAACUCAAGGCUAUCAUCAAGGCUGAAGGACUUGAAGCAAAGAUUGAAUCUUACGUGUUUGACGCAAAGAGCAGCGGAGGAGCCAUGAGGCAGGCUACCAACGCACAAGAACAGCUCCAAGCGUCUGAGAAACUUAUCGCAGAACUGAACGAAACUUGGGAGCAAAAACUGCAGAAAACGGAAAAAAUAAAGAUCGAAAGAGAAUCAGCGCUCACAGAGUUGGGAGUAUCAAUACAGGGAGGAGGAGAAGGAGGAGGAGCGUGGGGGGUUUUCUCCCCUAAGAACACUCCCCAUCUUAUAAAUUUGUCGGAGGACUCCUUGAUGAACGAGUGUUUGAUGUAUUGUAUUAAGGAGGGCGAAACAAGGGUGGGUGGCGGCACAGCUGAUAUGAAGCCUGACAUAUUGCUAACUGGUCCCUCCAUUCUUCCUCAUCACUGUACCUUCACAAACAACGAUAACGCUGUGGUGCUACUCCCGAUGUCAGGUGCACGUGUGUUUGUGAACGGAGCAGCUGUAAGUGAGAUACUCUCACUCAGUAACGGUAACCGCAUCGUCCUGGGUACCUCUCAUGUUUUUAGGUACAACAACCCAACUGAAGCAGCUAGACUAAGGGAACAGCGAGCAACUGCACUUCAGAAUAACAUGGAAACAGAGUCGAUAGUGUCGGAACAUGUUGACUGGUUCUACGCACAGAAGGAGAUAUUUGAAAAACAAGGCUGUUCUCUUCACGAAAUGAACUCUAAAGUAAGCUACCUGGAAGAGAAGAUGAAGCAAGAAAGAGAGGAGGCGGAGAAGGCGCUAGCACUACAACGUCAACUGUACGAGACUAAGCUACAGGAAGCUAUGGAUAUGAACACUAGUAAUCUGAGUUCCUCUUCUAGCAGCGAACAUAUUGCGUUUACGAAGGAGGAGUUGGCGCUGGCGCAGCGCGUGGUGAACAAAUGGUACGUGUACCGGUUCAAUAGUCUGCGAGAGGAGAUCCUGAGGAACAGUGUUCUGUUGAAGGAAGCUAACGUGCUGGCUAUUAAUCUUAACAAGCAGGUUUCGUUCCAGUACGCUAUAUUGACGCAAACUAAAUACUUUGACAUCCCACACGAGCUGUCAAGCGAUAUAUUGACUAGGAAACUCAAUUCUAGUUUCAGAUCAUCGACUUCUAAUUUAUCCGGACUGAACUCUCCCAAAAGAAGUCUAUCUUUAGCAAACCUGGCAUCGCCCAUAAAGAACAGCCGCUCAAGUAGUCCUGGGCUAGUUCGUAAAUCUGGCUCAAGUCUGAACAAGAGUGUUGAUUCUCCACGAUGCAAUACUAACUCUAACUCAAGGUACCCAGAAUACAAAGGAUCAUGUCUGGUAGUUGAAGUAACAGAUAACCGUACCGGAGUUGUAACCCACUGGGGGCUGGACAAGUUCCGGAGAAGGUUAGAGGAGAUGAGGGAGAUGCUAUCCAACCCUCCGCAUAACCCUGUACCUGUGUCUAAAGACCCAUUUCACGAGCGGUUACCGUGGUUUAAUCAAGUUGGAAGGGCGAGUGUUUCUCUGAACAACCUUCUUUACGGUAUUCCGAUGGUGCACUCAGUAAAGGUGCUGGACAGGCUAGCCUGUAUCCGGGGGUACCUAAAGGUGGCAAUCCAGGUGAUGCAGGAGGAGAAAAGAAGCAGUUCUACCCCUUCUCCUGUUGAGUUUAGGGAGUCCGGAACUGAGGAAAACCUGUCCAGCGCUAUCUCCAUCUCCACUCUGGCUAGCAGUGUGUUCAGUGCUGGUGAUCUCCGGAGAGUUGGGUGCAACAAGUCCAACAGCAGCAGCGAGGAUGGCUCUCAGGAUACCAACAAAAUUGGAGAUACGUCAGAAACAGAGGGAGUAAACGAGAACAACUGUGGUAUCCUGAAAGUAGGGACGAAGCUGACCUUCAUCAUCACUGUAAUGCAGUUGUCACACCUAUCUUCUGAUUAUGUGGAGGCGUUCGUACAGUUCAGAUUUCUAAACAAAGACGGGGACGCAUUUGCCACGGAACCUCAUCGGAACAUGACAGAGAAAUCUCUUGGAUUUUAUCACGUACAGGCUAUCAGUGUCGUGAUAAACAAACCCUUUAUUGAUUAUAUAAGAUCAACCCCACUGAUGUUCGAGGUGUUCGGUCACCUGCAAGGUAAGAAGGUAGAGUCCAAGCAGCAGCCAGUGGAGUCCGAGGUACCUCGCCCAGUGAGGAGUCUUGUGCAGCCCCCUUCAGCUGAAGUUACACAGAGUUACAGCCUGCUCACUCAUGUACAGAUAUGUGAGCUUAGUCCUACUGGGGAGUAUGUGCCUGUUCCGGUCAUCCACAGAGACAAUAUACCAACAGGUGCAAUGCAUCUGUUACAACAAGGUAUACAGAGGAGGAUUGUAGUAAGCGUAUCUUACGAGGACAGACCAGACUACCUCAGAUGGGCUGGGGUCAGGGAAAUGGUGGUUGGUCACGUUAGACAGGAGUUAGAUUGGGACGACUGUGACGAUCUGGAUGAUUGUGAUAACGAUGUUAUCAGUUUGACGAUGUUCCAGCCUUCUGUCAUCAGGGAUCAGGGAGUAAUGAGAUGCACGUAUAUUUGCGAGGGUAACUGGGACACGUCCCUGCACGACUCCAAACUGCUGAACAGACCCACACCAGCUAACGAACACGUGUUUAUCAGUAUAUCAGUGUACUUGGAGAUGGAGCAGUGUAUUCAACCUGUGGUUAUUAACAAGGAUAUCUGUCUUAACAUCCAGGGUCGUAACGACAGUGCCAUGUUGAGAUCCCUCAAGAAACUGUUCACAGCAACCACUCUCCGCACAGCAGACUCCUACGCUAGUUUCUGCAUGCACGAGAUGAUGCUCUGUAAGACUAUUGCUACUGAAAACUCUUCUCCUAUGGUUCUCCAGGACACUUCCAGCACGUACGUACGUGGUGAGGAGGUGCUAGGAGAGUGGCGCGCGCACGGUGAGGAUCUCAUAUCGGAUAACCAGCUGUCUCUGGAGAGAUUGUCCUACCUGUCCACUGUAGAGGACACUCGUCAGGCACUGGCUCUCUCGGACAAGAUACGGGACAAGGCCAGCAGCGAGGGCAGCAGCGGAGGGAGGACGAGAAGGCGAGAAAGGAGGGAGAAGAAGAGGAGAGAGGUAGUGAAGAAAGAAGUGGAAGAUGAAGUGGAAUAUAAUGAGCGACAAACACAGCUCCUUACCAGGUGCUAUGAGAGGUUAAAGAGGCCCUGUUUGUUGAGUACCCUAGCUACUCGAGAAUUGGAGGCUGAAGCCCGGCGUACUCCUCCAGCAGCCCCUAUGUACGAGGAAGAUAACUGCUCCUACGACUCUACAGAAGCAGAGCUGGACGAGCUCCUGACCCCGGAGCUGCUGGAGUUUAGAUUGAGUAACGAGAUCAGUAAACGAGGCUGGUUACACUUCAUGAACAUGGAAUCAAGAACCUGGGACAGACGCUUUUGUGUCAUACAGCGCCCGUUCUUGAUACUGUACAACACGGACAAAGACCCGUGUCCUCGGUGGGUUCUCAACCUCUCAACUUGCCGGAUCUCCCUCACCAAACCCAACAGUGACCUCAAACUGGGUGUCUUUAGGUUGGUAAGGGGAGCGAAUAUUUAUUAUCUCCAAGGUAGCUCAAGUGAGGACAUCGACGCCUGGUUGUACGCCAUGAACCCACUACUGGCGGGAACUCUUAGGUCGCAAAGGCUCAGUCAAAGUAUAGCCACGUGAUAAAUACACACCUACAGACACGUGACACGCUGAUAGAGUCACGAGGUUUAAUUAGUGUUUCAUUGUUUGUGUUGUGAACGAUUAUUAUUAUGAUUCCGAUCUGAUUCUUGCAGAUUGAAUGAUAACGAUGUUGCUACCAGCGGUAGAUUGGCGCCCGUUUGCAGAUUGUGUACUUGAUUAGUUUGUUUUAUAUUCAAUCUGAUUGGCUCAGCGCUGACACGUGUUGGAUUAUCUUCAAUCUGAUUGGCUGAGCGCCAACACUUGUCAAACAAACGUGGACCGCCUCUCCGCUUUUAGCAACACAGGGUUUUGUUGGAGGGCUUUAUUAGUUAAACAUCGUUCGUUGAGAUUUUUAAUUAUUAUUAUAUUUUGUUUAUUUUGAUGCCGCGUGUAAUUUAAAGGGUUAUAAAAAUGAUGAAAUGAAUGUGCUGAUGUUUUUAUGAAUGUGAUUUUAAAUGUUUAACUGUUUAGUUUACUUAAAAGCUUGGUUAUGCGUUUUGGGAACUUUCAUUUUAAAGAGAGGUCUCAAAAAUAUCCAGUUAAAUUAUCCUGUCUUUGAGAAGACAUUAAAAUAUGUAGGUUCUCAGAAAUGUACAAUCAGUACUUCUUUAUCAUUAUCAUUAGGGUAUACUUGGCUGCUAAUGCAGCAAUACUGCAAUAGGUAAUGUAUUUAAAUGUAUAUUGUUGACUGGCGGUGCCAACAACAUCAAGCAUCUAAUUUCAGACCAACUAAUUCCUGGAAAAUAGGUUACUAAGAGUUUGUAGGAUUCGUUUGAAGUUUAAAUUAUCAGAAAUCAGGCACCCAAGUUAAACGCCCUUUUAAUUUAUUCGUUAUGUAGCCUAUCUUAUAGUCCGUUGGUUGGAUUUGUAAAAUACAAAAGUCUGAGAUACAUGAUUUGAUGGGGUCUACUCACAUGCUAGCAGACAGUUCUAGCUGGGUUUUGUUAAGGAAUGGGAUACCGAUAUGGGAUACCGAUAUGGGAUACCGAUAUGGGAUACCGAUAUGGGAUACCGAUAUGGGAUACCGAUAUGGGAUAUACUCAGUGAUCAUGAAGUUGGUUUUAUGGUUUAAGCAUAUAAUUAUUAUAAAUGUGUCUUCAUCAGUUGAUUGAAAGGUUAAGACAAUUCUACAAUAUCACAUUUUGCAUUUGGUCAUUACAAGUUUUGAUUUUGGAUGAAAUAUUAAAACUCGUAUUUCAGAAUUAUAUUUAUAGCUAGGUAGAGGAGAAUCCACAUAACAGCUUAAAUUUACCAAAUAUGGUUUACUGAAUAGUUCCCUCGGACCGACUUUUUAAUCAAACUUUAAUUUGUAAAUCAACCGACGAAGACACAUUUUAACGUAAGUGGUCAGGAGGUCACCAUUUCGUGCACAAUAUCAUAAAAAUUAGGCAAUUAAUCUGUUUUAUUUUAAAAGCUUUUUGUUGUAUCGCAUUUGUGUCCAAUUUUGAAUUAAUUUCUAAUUUAUUCAGCGACCUG